Molecule: messenger RNA, 515 nt
Organism: Tarenaya hassleriana
Lineage: Eukaryota; Viridiplantae; Streptophyta; Magnoliopsida; Brassicales; Cleomaceae
Exons: 3
Coding region: 69-323 (84 amino acids)
Source: RefSeq, a predicted model, not a curated record
GUGAAAGAAGAACAUCUCGAGAGACUAGAGUCGCCGUCAACAUUAUCCCCAAUUCGAGACAGAGAGAGAUGAACGGAGUUCAGGCAAUGAAGAGGGUUCCUCGCAUCAAGUUUCCACAGCGACACCCGAAGCCUUCAGAUUUUUCUUCAGCAGGUUCCGAGGGCAAGAAUCAGGCAGUGUCGGCAGCAAAUGAAGCGGAUACAUUUUUCUUCUCGAAUUUGAAUGCUUCGAAGAUUGUUAGUGGAAAAGCUUCAUUGCAGCCAAAGCGUACGCCUGUUUCUAAUGAAGAAAUCGAGGCAAUAUUGUUGGGUGGCUGCUUCUGAUUCUGUGAUGGAGUUUCGACUCUAGGAGAAAUGAAGACAUCUUCAAAUUCGCUUGAUUUACUAAAUAUACUUAAAACUCGAUUUCUAUAGAAGCUGAUAUGUUCAUUGCAUACAGAAAAGAUGGAAUUCAAACUGUUUCCUUUGUUAACGUACACUGCAGACUAUGCUUAUAGAUGCUUUGUGGUUGGAAUC